AUGGAUGGAGAAAUCCAGGAAUUACAGGAGAAGAUCAGUGGAAUCCAGCUUGAAAUUAAAGCUGUUUAUGGGGACAAGGACAGAGCAGGUCGAGAAUUUCAGCAUCUGAGACAAGAACUGGAGCAGAUUAACAUGGAUAUAAAUGAAAAGAUUCAUGAAAAGGAGACUGCAGAUAAGAAGCUGGCAGAAUCAAAGUGCCGAUUAAAGGAAAAGGAGCUACAAGUGGAAGAUACUGAACGAAAGAAUCAGGAACAAACAAGUAAUGUUGAACGAGGUGCACAGCUCUUCAGAAAACAUCUUGGGCUUGACAUACAACGUACUAAUCACAGUACUUUAGUCUUCACUUUUACCCAGAUAAGUCGGUCCGAGCCUGAUAAGGAAUACAUUCUUGAAUUGACUCUGGAUGGAGACAACUAUCGUCUGGUUUGCUCUGUACCACCUUUGCACAACUUGAAACAGUUGGAGGAUAAACUAAAUGCAACUAAUGACUUUUCUGGUUGCAUUGCUUACAUUCGGAAGCUUUUCCAGAAGAUUGAAGCAUAAGGUCAAGAGGCCCUGUAAUCUGACAUUUUUUCAUUGUAUAGCUUAUAUUUUCAUUUAUUGUAGUGCUUAACAGAGUACACCUUUUACAUACUUUUA
This is a messenger RNA of Penaeus indicus, 639 nucleotides long. RefSeq lists its product as uncharacterized. Gene Ontology annotation, biological process: chromosome segregation. The transcript is spliced from 5 exons. Bases 1 to 543 code for a protein of 180 amino acids. The record is from RefSeq and is a predicted model, not a curated record. Gene Ontology annotation, cellular component: Ndc80 complex. NCBI's taxonomy places the organism in Eukaryota, Metazoa, Arthropoda, Malacostraca, Decapoda, Penaeidae.